AUGUUCACCCGAGCCGUGACGAGAAAGCGAACCGAAUGGGCCUUUGGUCUCGCCGAGUUAACGGCAACAAGGGCAUUCAAGUCGCCAUACCCAGCUGACCGUCAAGACGGUUCAGAGGCUAAUCAAGACCAGGAAUUGGGAGACCCAAAUGUGGCGGGCAGUCAUGCAGGCACCCUUAUUAUUCCCCAUGGGCUACCGCAGACACCGCGAGAGCCAAUUCGAACUUCAUCGGCUUUGCUUCAGCCUAAAGUACCUAGUAGUAUCAGCCGACCUCCCAAAUACGAAGCCGAUGUUAUCUAUCCGUACAGGACAUCGCUCUCGGCCAAUGUGUUCAGUGUUAUGUUUCUGGACCAGGCGUCCGGCGAGAUUCAAGGCUCGUUGCCAGAUCGACAUGAAGCCUGA
Molecule: messenger RNA, 402 nt
Organism: Letharia lupina
Lineage: Eukaryota; Fungi; Ascomycota; Lecanoromycetes; Lecanorales; Parmeliaceae
Exons: 2
Coding region: 1-402 (133 amino acids)
Source: RefSeq, a predicted model, not a curated record